Molecule: messenger RNA, 4626 nt
Organism: Pomacea canaliculata
Lineage: Eukaryota; Metazoa; Mollusca; Gastropoda; Architaenioglossa; Ampullariidae
Exons: 32
Coding region: 324-4397 (1357 amino acids)
Molecular function (GO): protein binding
Source: RefSeq, a predicted model, not a curated record
GGGAUAGUGCAUAGUACAGGCCAUUGACAAUCUUUGCUCGGUACCCGCCAUAUCUGAAAUUCCUUAUCUUCCUCUGUAACUGGGACUUUGUCCACGUGACUGACCCGUAUAUAGUGCAACGGAGCUUACUUAAUUUUAAGACAUCUGCAACAUCUGUCUGUAGGCUAAGUAUUGUUAGUAAAGGCAGUCUGUCGGCCAUCAAAGUGUCAUCGUUACACCUACCUAGUGUAAGGAAUCAUUGAGGGGGAGGGGAAAAGAACCAUCCGGGCUGCGGACAACCUAAGACGCCAUUGAAGACUCGUUUGGAAGGACAGAUCAUCGCCAUGGACUGGCGAUACUUUGCGGCAUUGACAGUGCUGCUGGCUAGUCUAGCCGCCUUCAGUCGAGGGCAGGAGUGGCAACCGAAGGCAGACGUAGUGUUUGUGUUAGACUCUUCGGAUACAGUAGGGGCGGAGAGAUGGGGGGAGCUGAAAACAAUGUUGCUCAGGUUGGUCCAGACCUGGAAUAUUGGAUCGAACGGCAUUCAGGUCAGCGCGGUGUCUUAUGGGAGCGGCCCGAAGAGCGAGUUUUAUUUCAAUGACGUCACCAACGGCCAGCAGCUGGCCCAGCGCCUGGAGACGAUGACUUUCUCUGGAGGUACUCCCGAUGCAGGAGAGGCGAUCCGAUUCGCUUAUAGAACGAGCUUCAGUGCUACCUACGGAGCUCGCUCUGGUGUCCCCCAUGUCAUAGUGCACGUGUCCAACGGGCCGUCCAGUGACCUUGACCUCUUGCUACAAGAAGCCAAAAAUGCCCGUGAUCAAGGAAUCUCAAUUUUCAAUAUCGGAAUUGGCCAAGGAAUAGAAACGGACCGUCUUGAACAGAUUGCUAGCGACCCGAGCUCCAGGUACGCUUUUCGCGUAGACAGCUAUUCCUCUCUUUUGAGCUUGGUCCCGACCUUGUCCUCCAGGAUAAUAAACGCUGUACCAGUCAAUAAAGUGGAGCUCCCGACUGUACAAGGUUGCCUGGCCAAGGCUGACCUGGUGCUUUUGGUGGAUUCAUCGUCCAGCGUGGGCCAAGAGGACUUCGAACAUCUCGAAGACUUCCUCAAGGACCUGGUCAUGCAACUUCCGGUUGCUCCGGAUCAGGUGCAGAUCGGCCUGGUGCAGUUCUCCAGCCACCCGAGCUUGGAAUUUCCACUGAACAUGAACCCGGACCGUUUGUCCGCACUGAAGGCUAUAGACACCGUCCAGUUCAUGGGGGGCGGCACCAACACUGGGGAGGCCAUCGAGUACACCACCAAGAACGUCUUCAGCACCCAGGGUGGGGCACGUAUCGAUGUUCCGCGCAUUCUGAUGGUGGUGACGGACGGGAACUCUAUGGACGGGGCUCGAACCCUGGCGGCUGCCAACCAGGCCAGGCAGAACAACAUCGGGGUUAUAGCUGUUGGUGUGGGCAGCAGCAUUAACAGCGAGGAACUGAGCAACAUCGGGCAGGACCCUCACAAUGUCUUCCAGAUCGGCAGCUACAAGGACCUCCAGACACUGACAACGACGAUCUUGAACUCUGCAUGCAGAGUUGAAGCGAGAUUAACUACCACUGCACCAGGUGUCACCGCGGCUCCCUGCGUUGACGUCGACAGCGACUGCAGCAGCUACGCAGACAGCGUGUGCACGUCCUACACCAGCUGGGCACAACAGCACUGUGCUAGGCGCUGCGGCUUCUGCCACGGUGAGAAGGUGGAAGUCCCGUGCGUAAAUAAAGUAAACAACUGCGAGAGCUAUGGCUCUGAUGUCUGUACUGGUACAUACCAUGACUGGGCCAUGGAGAACUGUCCUCGAUUCUGUGGAUUUUGCGGAGCUGACAGCGCAACACUCGGAUUUUAUAACAAGUGUAUGUACAAAGGUCGACAGUAUGUACAAAACGAGAAAUGGGUCGACGGAUGCGAUUACGAAUGUGUCUGCGAGGACAGCAGCACUGGCUUCUACCGUUGCUACAACCGAUGUCCUGUGUAUUAUGACUUGCCGUCGAGCUGUACCCUUGUCGGCGUCCCGGGUGAGUGUUGCCUCAAGCCUGUCUGUGACUUCCGGCAAGAGCUGAGUGUACAGGAAGUAGCUCCGGGGCGGAAGGUCAACGCUCAAGGCAUCGAGGUCUGCGAGUACCAAGGUCUUCAGUACUACCAAGAUCAGACCUGGGACGUGGGCUGUGACUUCCGAUGCACUUGUGUCGACACCUCCCGCGGAUUUUACCGAUGCCAGUCGUACUGCCCAACGUACCCUGCCCUCCCAAGUAUGUGUCGCCUCACGCAGAAAGCCGGUCAGUGCUGCAUGGAACCUGUCUGCGAGUUCAACACCCAGACUGGGUCAUUCACAGGUUAUGGCACCAUCAGCGGCAGAGGCGUCGAGACGAGACCACAAGGCGGGGAGACGUGUCAGGACGUGUUGGUGGACUGUGCUCACUACGGGGUGGACGCCUGCACCCAGUACACCUCCUGGGCCAGGAACAACUGCGCCAAGUUCUGCGGCUUCUGUUCACUGGACACAGUUGCUCCUGGAGCUGACGACUUUUGCUACUAUAAUGGCAAGAAGUACUCGCAAGGUCAGAAGUGGGACAUCGACUGUGACACGCAGUGCACGUGUGAGAAAGCGGUUUAUGGAUAUUACCGAUGUGUUCAGAGAUGUGCAGUGUACCUCAACCUGCCCGCCGGCUGCAGCACCGUGAAGAAGGUGGGCGAGUGCUGCCAGUCAGUGGAGUGCGAGCAGGGCACGUACUACUCCUCCGCCACCAACAUCUUCACCAUCGGCAGCGGAGGCGGCCUCUACGUCAGGUCCGGCGGCAACUACAUCGAGGCUGUCCCAACCCUGCCGUCUGGCGCCACACUGGCCCCGGGAACAGCCAUCGGCUCUUCCACAGGGCUGCAGAACAUCAGGAUAGACGGGUGUCUGUUUCACGGCCGGGUGUACAUCCAGCAACAGCAGUGGAACGAAGGAUGCGACUUCACCUGCGUCUGUCUCGAUGCUGGAUCCGGCCGCUUUGCGUGUCGUGAAAGAUGCCCCAAGUACGACAGUUUACCUGCGGGGUGCACCUACGUCCCUGACCCCAAUGACCCCUGCUGCACCAUCCCGUCUUGCCCUGCGUCAGUCAACUACGUCAUGAUACCCGUGUACAGCAAAAGCGUGCAGGCCAUCGGCGCUGUCAUGGCGCCGGGUUUGUUCGCUCUGAUGUCGGGUACCUACACCUCGCAAUUCACUCUCCGCCACAGUGCCUUUACGGUGGCGCCGCCCACGCAGCCAGUGGACACCCUGAAACCAGGAGGACUGGACUACUGUGAGUACAAGGGACAGCACUACAGCCACGGACAGACGUGGGAGGACGGAUGCGACUACAACUGCGUGUGCGAGGACGCCUUCACCGGCUCUUGGCGCUGUGUGGACAAGUGUGAACACUACAUCAAUGUUCAACCGCCGUGCUACCUGGAACAGGAUCCUGUACAAACCUGCUGCCAGCGACCAGUCUGCAACUUCGAAAUUAUUCACAACGAGUUCCAGGGGAACAAUACUCUACCGACCACCACGACGACGACACAGCGCUACGGCCAACCUGCCUGCUCCUACAAAGGAACUCAGUACCUGCAGGGCCAGUCAUGGUUCGAUGGCUGUGAUCUCAAAUGCAGAUGCGACAGUGCUGACAACAACGUAUACAGCUGUCUGUCCAGGUGCCCGUCGUAUCCAGAGAACUACAGAGAGUGCCCACAGGUGCCGGAUCCCUCGGAUCCUGGAUGCUGCCUCGUCCCUGUCUGCACACCCACUUCAGCCACCACGCUGAUUCCACCCACGGGUGUCACUCUGGUGCCGCACCCGUUCCCCGUCUUGCCUCCAGGGAUCGUCAGUGGGGGAGGCAACACGAUCGGUUACUGUCUGUACAAUGGUGUACACUACUCCCAGGACCAAAGAUGGCAAGAUGGCUGCCAGUACAACUGCGUGUGCACUGACGCAAGCAUUGGACAUUACUCCUGUACUAAAAGGUGUCCACGAUAUGCAGAGCUGCCUCCCACCUGCCGUCUGAUCACCGAUUUCUCGGACCCUUGCUGUCAAGUCCCUACCUGUGACGGCCAGUACAACACUUUUACAGGUUCCUGUCACCUGGCCAGUCAACGGUCACAACUGCUCCACCACCAUACUGUCCUGUACAAUGGCGCCCGCUUCUACCAGGGACAGACGUGGCAAGAUGGCUGCAGCAAGACGUGCCGUUGCGAGGACGCCGCGAACCAGAUAUACACGUGCACAGACAGGUGCCCUGUUUUCGAAGACUUGCCAUCAGAGUGCCGUCUGUCUGCGGAUUCGAGUGAUCCAUGCUGCCUAUCGCCCAUCUGCACACCAACACCCGGCCUGGUGCCAACCCUGUUUCUCAGCCUGGACUGAUUCCCACCCUAGCACCCGGCAAACUGACUGGAUCUGUCUCCUACCCCACACCCACCCCUGGUUCUGGGGUGACGGUACCGUCAAUCAACUACUGUUUGUACCUGGGCAACCCUUACGCUCAAGGCGAGGUUCUGGGAGGACGGCUGCAACUACAUCUGUACAUGCGUGGACGAGACCACAGGGCGCUACGAGUGCAGGAGAGAUGCACGCGCUACGCCGCCAUCCCCAG